This is a messenger RNA of Ornithodoros turicata, 1895 nucleotides long. It is a transcript of the gene Cdc16, whose product is annotated as cell division cycle protein 16 homolog. The record is from RefSeq and is a predicted model, not a curated record. Gene Ontology annotation, molecular function: protein binding. NCBI's taxonomy places the organism in Eukaryota, Metazoa, Arthropoda, Arachnida, Ixodida, Argasidae. The transcript is spliced from 17 exons. Gene Ontology annotation, cellular component: anaphase-promoting complex; cytoplasm. Gene Ontology annotation, biological process: cell division; anaphase-promoting complex-dependent catabolic process; positive regulation of mitotic metaphase/anaphase transition. Bases 33 to 1781 code for a protein of 582 amino acids.
GCAACCAUGAAUGCUUGGCGUCGAGUUCAAGCAUGGCUGACCGAAACAGCUCUUCUGAAACUCUGAACAUAGGUUGUCACAGCUCCGUUGCUUCUGCAAAGGAAGUUGACUUUGAUUUCUACAGGAACAAGAUAAAAUGGUUCCUAGAAAAGCAUCAAUAUCUGAGUGCCUUAUUCUGGGCCGACAAAGUCGCAUCGCUAACCAAAGAUGACCAGAAGGACAUCUAUACAGUUGCACAGUGCUUGUAUUUCACAAAGCAGUAUCACAGAGCUGCACACUGCAUUGAAAGUCGAAAUCUCCAUAAGACGGAUUUGACCUGCCGGUAUCUCGCCGCUUCAAGCCGGUUUGCAGGAAAGGAGUACAAGGAGGCUCUCGAAAUUCUUGAACAACCAGCGCAUGAAACCAGCAUUCUUGAACAGCGAGAUGCUACGGAGCAGCAAAGGCUAGAGAGUUCUCUUCAGCUUCUCCAAGGCAAAAUAUAUGAGGCCAUGGACAAUAGAACACUGGCAGCUGAGUGCUACAAAAAGGCUCUGCGCUUAGAUAUGUUCUGCUAUGAAGCAUUUGAAGCACUCGUCAAACACCAGAUGCUUUCCCGAGAAGCAGAAGAGGAAGUACUAAACACUUUGUCACACAACACAACUCCAGAAGGGGAGCUUGUUAGGUUACUUUAUGCGACAAAAGUGAAAAAGUAUGAUAAACCAGCACCGUUUGAAGUUCCUGCUGAACUGCACGGUCUGCGAGAAAACUUGGAUGUUGCCACAGGAAUGGCUGAGCAGUGUUACUACAACUGUGAUUAUAAGAGAUGCUACGAGAUUACAUCAUCGGUGCUCAAUAAAGAUCCUUUUCAUACAGACUGCCUCCCGGUUCAUAUAUCAUGCUUGAUGGAGCUGGGAAAAUCAAAUGCACUUUUUUACCUGGCUCACAGACUAGUGGACAUGUAUCCAGAGAGUGCAAUAUCGUGGUUUGCUGUGGGAUGCUACUACUUCCUCAAUGGCAAGGCAGAUGCAGCUCGUAGAUUUUUAAGCAAGGCAACAGUCCUGGACCAAGUUUUUGGGCCUGCAUGGCUUGUGUAUGGUCACUCAUUUGCUGUGGAAAAUGAACAUGACCAAGCGAUGGCUGCAUACUUCAAGGCACUCCAGCUGAUGCGAGGGUGUCACCUACCAUUCCUUUACAUCGGACUGGAAUAUGGCCUAACAAACAGCACAAAGCUUGCAGAGCGUUUCUUCAACCAAGCCCUUGCGAUAGCUCCUCACGACCCUUUCGUCCUUCACGAACUUGGGGUUGUGGCCUUCCAAAGUCAAGAUUAUGCAGCAGCAAAGAAUUUAUUUGAAAACGCCUUAGGAAUGCUGGGAGUAGACGAUCUCACGGUUCUCCCACAAAAAUGGGAGCCACUCUUGAACAACCUGGGCCACACGUGCCGGAAACUACGUAAAUUUCCUGAGGCCCUGGAAUAUCACCAACAGGCACUUGUGUUGUCUCCACAAAACCCGUCCACGCUGGCUGCCAUUGGCUUCAUCCACAGCCUCACGCGUGAUUGGGCAAAAGCAGUCGAGUACUUCCACAAGGCUCUCGGACUGCAGAGGGACGACACUUUUUCAACUACAAUGCUUUCUCACAUGAUUGAACGUCUAAUGAACGAAAUGCCACCUUGUCAAGGGGUGCCUGAUGUCUUGCCAGAAUACUCUUCAACCUCGGACAGUCACGUGAAUGAAUUCUCGGACAUGGACCCAACAAAUACAACAUGUCCGUCACUUGAGUUUGAGAUGGAAGGCAAUGAUUAAGUUAUAAUCUUGAACAUAGCAUUUGAAAUGAACUUAAUUAUAUUUAUGAAUGAUUUACAGUCUGAAACUUUCUGAAUGGGUCACACAUUCAUCUAAUAAACUGCUGUAAAUUUC